CUUCUCAGAGGCUGCUUCACGUUUUCUGCACUUGUUUGGUAAGUUGAAAGCCCUGUCACCAUGCAGACCCUCGUGCACGAGCCUCUGCAGUUUUAUGAGACGCUGGCCAGAGGGAUGAACUCAGACCAGGAAAGGCCAUUCGUGUGCAACGCUCCUGGCUGCUCUCAGCGUUUUCCCACAGAGGACCAUCUGAUGAUUCAUCGUCACAAACAUGAGAUGACCCUUAAGUUCCCGUCCAUAAAGAACGACAACAUGUUAUCAGACCAGACACCCACACCAACCCGAUUCUUGAAGAACUGUGAAGAGGUUGGACUGUUCAGUGACCUGGACUGCUCCAUUGAACAGGACUUUUGCAAAGCGCAAGAACAAGAGGACAGUAAACAGAACAUCUCACUGCAUGGCCAAGCAGGUCAAGGUCAGCACCAGCAGUCCCACGCACGGAUGGCCAACCAUGAUACCAGCAUAGUGAUACAGCAGGCCCUUCCCUCUCCUCAGUCCAGCUCAGUCAUCACUCAGGCUCCCUCCACCAACAGACAGAUAGGGCCUGUCCCUGGCUCUCUGUCCUCACUACUGCAUCUACGAAACAGACAAAGGCAGCCUCUGCCAGCCUCCAUGCCUGGAACCCUGCCCGACCCAACCAUGCCUGGCUCCUCGGCCGUGUUGAUGCCUAUGGAGAGACAAAUGUCCAUGGGUUCGAAUAUGAUGGGCAUGCAGAGCCCCGCCCACAGCAACUCAUGCUCCUCCACUCACGUUCCCUCAAUGCACUCAGAAGCCAAACUGAGGCUGAAAGCUGCUCUUUCCCACCACCCUGGUGCCAUCUCCAACGGCAAUAUGAACUCCAUGGGCCACAUGAUGGAGAUGAUGUCAACAAGGCAAGAGCAGGGCAGCCAUCACCACAUGCACUCGCUUCCACACCAGCACCUGCAAGCACCUCCCCACACGUACCAGCACCAUGGACACCAUCACCACAGCCAGGGCCACGGCCAGGGCACACACCACCACCCACAGGGACACAACCCUCAUCACAACUCCCACAAUCCUCACCUCCUGCCUGGGCACCCACACCAGACCUCACCGCACCCUCCUAUGCACUCCGCCUCACAGAUGUCACCUGCAACUCAGCAGAUGCAGCCCACGCAGACGCUGCAGUCCCCCCCGCCCAGCGGCGGGCGGCGCAGACGGGUCGUGGACGAGGAUCCGGACGAGCGGCGACGGAAGUUUCUAGAGCGAAACAGAGCAGCUGCGACAAGAUGCAGGCAGAAGAGAAAAGUGUGGGUGAUGUCCUUGGAGAAGAAAGCUGAAGAGCUCACUCAGACUAACAUGCAGCUUCAGAAUGAAGUGACCAUGCUAAAGAAUGAGGUGACCCAACUCAAGCAGCUUCUGCUCACACACAAGGACUGCCCCAUCACCACUAUGCAGAAAGAGUCCCAAGGUUACCUCAGUCCAGAAAGCAGUCCGGCAGGCAGUCCAAACCCAGCAUGCUCCCAGCAACAGCAGGUCAUCCAGCACAACACCAUCACCACCUCCACCACGACUGUAGGGGGCGGCACUGUGCACGGACAGGCCAACCACCGAACAGACAUUAACCCAAUCCACUAGGGCCUCAACUGUGUUAGUUUUCCAGCUCCAUUUCUGCUUCUCUGAGGGUUACCAGCUGCACGCGCUGCCCUCCCUACUUAGAGAAAAACCUGAAAAGGCCUGCGAGGCUGCUCUUUAUACAGCAGCUACAGUAUAUUUUUAUAGACCUACCCUGUUAACAUGCAAUGGUCGUAUGGUUUGCUCCUUUUUGUUUGUCUGUCUGCUUUUUUUUUUUGGUGACAUGCAGAAAGAAAAAACUGCUAAUCUCCAACAGCAGUUUUGGGAGUUUUUCUAUUUUGUUAUGGUACAAAUCUGACCAAGGAGGUUAUGGAAUCAGAGAAAGAAGUCAUAAGCAUCCGGUUAUCUUCUCUAGAAACAUGUCUUUGUAUGCUUAACAGACCGAAUAAGUAGUCAAAUUAUAACCUGUGCACCACAGGUGGACUUACUGUAGGUAGCAAGUGUUUUACCCAGAACCCAAGUCAAACUGGCGCUAUACCUUUGUAAAGACAGCUGGUAUGACUGUUAACAUUCACCCUGUCAUUGUAAAUCUUAGAGAGCUUUAUUAUAAUCUGCAUGACAGUGAUGAUACCAUGUGAACAAAUGGAAGCAAUACAUCGCAUUAUUGAUCAUUUUCCUUACUAAACGCCCGUAUUAUGAUCAGAGUGACCAAAACAUGUUGAUGUUGUGUCAGCUACAGAACUGAACACUGUGAUCACGGUGAGGCAGCUCAGGGGUUGAGACCAACUUCUCCGCUCUGCAGGACCAACUCAAGCUUUAAUCGUUGAAGGCUUUUUUUUUCUUCUGUGUGUCGAGUGUUUGGAUUCAGGUUUUCAAAUUCAAAUUCCAAAUGAAAUUAAUGUCUGAUUGUGCGAAUGCAUGUGAAUAUUGUAUAGUAGUAUUUUUCCUUCUUUUCUCUGCAGAACAAAGUUCAGUUAGCUGCGUUAGGGCACAAAAACAAAGAAGGAUGUGAGAAAACGGGAGAAUUUUAGAAACUUUUUUUCUUUGGGGAAAGGGCAACCUCUAAGCAUUCCUUUCUUGGCAUGCUUUCUGAGUUGUCACGAUGUGCCUGAAUCUUUUUCCAAAUCUUGUUGGGUUACUUUAGGAAACUUUCUUAAUUAAUUUUUAGUAUCGGUUACUUUAAUUGCUAAUGCCUGUAACAUAAGAUGGCAGAAACUCCUCUGCAUUACGGACAGAUCUACAGCAGGUAACAUCAGUAUUGAACAUGUUCGUAUUUUUGUCAUGCAUAUCAUACCAGAUGUCUGUAACAAUCCAGGUAAUCUACACAUAUAGAGAAAAUAAACUCAAAUUACAUUUAAUCUUAUGUAGUAAUGUGGAAUGUCACAGCAAAGUAUUGAACAUGCUUACUACAAUUUAUUUAACACAGUAGGAGAAAAACAAACAUUUUGGACUGUUUCAGGGCAUUUCUAAUGUAAGGAAACUGGUUGCGUGCGUUGCUCAGGUGUGACCUUGACCUGUUCUUCUACGUAAACGGUCUUGAGUUCUUAAAGGUUCUGGGGACCUGCUUUAUGCAUUGAUCUUCUGUUCUUUCCAAAGGUUUUCAAAUGGAUUCAACACAGAUGAUUGACCGGGCCAUUUUAGCAGCUUUAUUAAAUGGCUCUUCUUGACUGUGCUUGGGAUCAUUGCCUUGCCUAAAUACCAAACCUCAUUUCACCUUUAGUCUCACACCAUAAUGCUUUUACUUCCAAACCACACUAUUAGUGUGGUGUUUCCUCCCCCAAACGUGGUGUGUACAAUGACAUUCAAAUAGUUUGGUCUAAACUUACUAGGCUAUAUUUAAUCAGUGUUUCCCACAUUUGUUCAAAUAUUCUGCUGGACACUUUAAAUAAGCUUCAAAAUGCUUUUUCUUCAGCAGUGGAGUCUUGUGGAGUGAGUGCAUAGAUUCCAGGACUUUCUGAAGCACUCUGAAUGUAGUCCUUUGCUCUUUUAAAAAACGUUUUGUCUCUUUUGUCAGAAAUCCUGCAAGGAGCACCUGUUGGUGAAGUUUAGAAAUCUGUCCGUAAUCAGUGCCAUCAGCCUCUCUGAGUGCAAUCAGAUUUGUGAAGGUUAUAAUAAGCCUCCAACCUUUUUAUAAGCCUCUAAUUAGGAAUAAACCAGCUGAUACAAUUUCUCAACUUAUAGCCAGCAGGAUUAUUUUUGAAAUACUGACAGAUUUCAGCAAUUUUUCUUGGCUUUUCUCACUUUUUGAAGCUUUUUUACAUGUUCAAUAUUAAUUUUCUGUGCCACCUUUGUUUUGAUUUCUUUGUGUAUGUGCAUUACUUAGUUUGUUACUGGCAUGUGGUGUUCAUUUUAUGUCAGUAGCCUCAGUAGAAAAACUAUUUAUGCGUUAAAUGCUUGUUUCCCUGCUAUAUUUCUGUCCUUGUCUGUCUCCAUGCCAACCUCGAAACUCCUCAUGUUGACCACAUCUUCUCUUCCUCUCCUCUUCUCAAUGACCAGGAAUGUUAGCUGAAUUGCAUGCAGACCAUAAUGCACUGUGCUUUGCAGGAAGAUGGGUGAAAUACAUUCCACUGACAGGUGGAGCGAUCACAGAGUCGUCUAUGCACUUUUGUCCUCUGUCGUGACGGAGGGUAGAAUAGCCAUAUUAAAAGGUCAGAGUAAUUCUCAGCGAUCUCCCAUCUCCACACACCAGCGAGAAAAAUGUAACCGUGUUUUGCCAUUUUCGAGAAGCCGUGCCUAGCUCACAUCACAAGGGGACCUAAAGUUUCAGUAUGGUUGUCACACUGUUUGACCGGUGCUCUAGUUGUUCUCAAAAAGUAGCUUUUAUGUAGUCUCUUGAUGCUGGAGCUUGCAUGUGCAGCUCAGUAUGAGUAAAUAAUGAGUGAGAGAAAUUCUCUUAAAAAGGGCUUUGUUGUACCACCCCUCUGACCUGAAGCUUGCCUUAUUUUUAGUUUGUAAAACUAAUGAUGGAGACGAUGUCUGAAAUACCAUUCCGAAUUAACCUUUUGCAUGUGAAAAAUAUGUUAAUGACCUCAGAAUACUUUUAACUGGAAUCAUUAGACUUUGACGUUGUGUAUAACUUUCCUUUCUUUGGCUCUGAAUUUCAAGUUUAUUACAAAGAAAAGCAUUUGUUACUCUUUUGGCGGACAAGAAAGUCAGAUGGACGUACGUGCGCAUAUCUCUGUGUAACAUCAUAUCUACGAUGUUGCAACUGUAUUGUUUGAAAUCUAAAUCUAUAAAUAUUGUACAUAAUAUCAUUAAUUUCUAUAAUCCUGUACAUGUAUUGACACCACCUUUCUGUUUGAAGGGAGUUUGAAAUGUGUGGUACGUUUGUAAAUAAUGUUUUCAUAGCACUUGUUGCCUUUUGUUGUAUGCCUAAAUGUGGAGACUCAAACCGGCGCUUAAAAACUUUGUUUAUAUGAAAUGAACUGAUGAAUCCAUUCUUGCCUGCAUAACUUUGUACAUUUCUUGUGUGUGUGUGUGUGUGUGUGUGUAUGUGUGUGUGUGUUUGUGUCUGUAAUUAUGUUGCCUUAGUUUUUUUUAUUUUGCAUUUGUACAGACAUUUAAUAUCAUUGCAGUUACAUUACGGUAUGAAAAUAAAGCACUUGUUCUGAAACAUGCGAUUUA
Molecule: messenger RNA, 5160 nt
Organism: Girardinichthys multiradiatus
Lineage: Eukaryota; Metazoa; Chordata; Actinopteri; Cyprinodontiformes; Goodeidae
Gene: creb5b
Product: cAMP responsive element binding protein 5b
Exons: 11
Coding region: 61-1599 (512 amino acids)
Biological process (GO): regulation of transcription by RNA polymerase II
Molecular function (GO): cAMP response element binding; DNA-binding transcription factor activity, RNA polymerase II-specific
Source: RefSeq, a predicted model, not a curated record